Molecule: messenger RNA, 3756 nt
Organism: Ramularia collo-cygni
Lineage: Eukaryota; Fungi; Ascomycota; Dothideomycetes; Mycosphaerellales; Mycosphaerellaceae
Exons: 1
Coding region: 1-3756 (1251 amino acids)
Biological process (GO): chromatin remodeling
Molecular function (GO): histone methyltransferase activity; protein binding
Source: RefSeq, a predicted model, not a curated record
AUGGCGGACAAGACCGAAGCACCCCGGAAGCCAGGGAAGAAACCGGAGGUUAUUGAUCUUUGUGAUGAUAGCGAUGGCGCCGGCAAAUCGUCUGGGACGCCUGUGCGCAAUGACGCGGCAAGCAACAAGCAAAAACGAACCAUACCGGGCUUCAAGCCGAAGACUGUGCCUAGCCAUACGGGAAAACACCAAACCGCGUCAAAACGAGUUGAUGCCACUCCUCGAGCUGGCUCGACUAGCAUCCAUUCGAGCUCUCAGAAUUCACAGGCGCAGCAGCAACCACGAAAAUCCAUUCUUCCAGCAAACAAUUCAACUCUCGCUCAGAGAGCAGCAAGCCGUGGUUCCGAGGCCCACGACCCCCCAAGCAGUCACCGCGUCUCACAAACAACAUCCAGUUCGAAUGACAGAGCACGAAGCCCACCUGCAUCUCAGGUGCAGAUCAGUCGAGGAACCAGCAGUACAAUGCUCUCGGGAAUGAGCUCAUCAAAUGCCAGCCCAGGUCCAGCUGGCAAGGUUUCCUCAAAGAAGCGCCGUCAUGAGCGUGAUGGUGCGAUUAGAGAGGCACAUGCCACAAAAAAACUAAAACCUAGCCAAGGGCAGGGCCAGUCAAUCAGCAAGCGCUCCGCCACGCUGUCUGGAACGUAUCAGUCCUCAGGCGCGGGGAGCAAUGGCAAACCUAUUGUCAUUCCGGACUCACCGCCACCAUCAGAGGUACGUUCCAUCAGACGUGAAGCUAGUCCGCGGCCGGAACGCCCAAAAACGCCAAAGCAGCCGAAGACAUUGGCAUCAAAAACUGCUGGAAGAGCCUCAGUAAGCUCUACCCCAAAAUUACAGACCGCCGAUCUUGCCCGCCCUGGAAGCAACCGACGUGAAGCUGUUGAGCACAGAUCCAACCAUGGGUCAAGCAGGGCAAGGAGUCCCACGAUACCCGAGAGCCCGCCAGGUUCACCGCUGGAGAAGAACGCGUCGAAAACGGACACAUGUCCUCGAAGCCCAUCGCUACCGCUGUUCGUUCGACCAUCUGAUAGCACUGAUAGCGAGCCCCUGAAUCCCGAUGUUGAAACGAUUUCCAGUUUCGCCCAGCAAGCAGAGGCCAUACUUGCUUCACAAACGGAUGAYCCAACCGCCGAUGUCACUGCAUCUCGAGUGGAGACGCCCCACGACGAUCGAGAAAAGCCGAGUCCCGCCUUGAACAGACAGAUAACACCACACAGUGCGGUCCCAUCGAAUCUGGCUCCGGCUCCGAAAGACACGACCUCGCCCACAACGCAGGAUCGCCCCGGCAGAAUAUCUUCGACUGGUAGCGCUCACGAUAGACCAUCUGUUUCAGCGAGCACUUCUUCAGGCCGGGUUACCCCAGCCAACCAUGUCGAGCGAGUCAUCACCAAGUACGCCCAAGAGCUGCGUAGCGACAAUGUCUACUGGACGCGGACGCUGCUGAGGUGGGCUCGUAGCAGAGUCGAGACACCCAGGAAGAGUAGCCAUACACCAACCUCUGCGUUCCGAGACUUGAAGCCACUGGAAUUCGUCCAAGUAUCGGAGGAUGAGAGCAUGAGCGAUACUGCCGUGCGCUUCGCCGUAGAAAAUACCAGCGGCGGCGGCAAAGGCUCUCAUACUUCGUAUCUAGUGCCAUGCACCAUGUACAAAACGUCGACUCACGGAGACGUGCCCGACUACUCGCACUUUGUUAAUCUGAAACACAGCUUUCUGGCGCAGAAUGUGACUGUUCUUCAGCAUUGGCCAUACUUCCACGACGACUUCGAGAUCAAAAACGCUGUGGACUUGGAUGAACAAUACUAUCUGGAUGUCAAAGCCCGAGAACGGAAGAUCAAGUGUCUCGCCCAGGCCGAAAACUAUGCGGAGUAUGUCGAAGAUAUGCUGAGUGGCAUUGAGUGCACCUGGUCGGACGUCUUGCGAUUCUUGCUAGAUCCCAAACCAGAUGUUGGCACAAAUCUGGAAGCUCUCGCUGCGCUUCAGAAGAGGGAUAAGUAUUGUGACGAAGAUUUCGUGAGAGGUGGACAGCGAUGGACGACCGUGCUCUCUCAACUCCCAGCAAGCAGCGAUCCUGACAGGAUCGGAAGAGCUGCCCUCCUUUGCCAAUAUUUCAAGAAGAUUGCAAAAUUCCAGCUGUGGCAUGUCGCCAGGAGGAGUGCGUACACCGCGAAAUUGCUUGAGGAAACCGAUCCGAUACCCAAUGCAGAUGAGAUCACCUGCCGCGUCUGCAUGCGGUUCAAUUGCCCAUUCCAUGGCGAGAUCCACGAGGGUCCUUCUGAUGAAAGUGACAGCGAGCAAGAAACUUUUGCCGCCGAGGAGGUAGUCGAGACGGACAUUAUAAAUCCCCAUCGAGUCAACUAUCGAUCCCGCAUGGAAUUCCCCCCAACAGUGGAAGCACGUGAGACGGACGCCGUCAUUGAUCCUAAGCGUAAGAGAGUCGAGUACUGGAACAAGCUUAACUUGAAUCACUAUCCGGAGGAGCGUCCAGGGCCGUUCUACCCAUGCUACCAUCCAGGUACCUCUUGCGACAAGACCCAAUGCCCAUGCUACCAGAAUCGCAUUCCGUGCGAGAAAAGCUGCUCUUGUGAGCCAGGUUGCAAACACAAGUGGCAGGGCUGUGACUGUAGAAUGAAAGGCGCCAUGAUCUGCUUCGAGGAUCAGAGAUGCGCAUGCUUUCAGUACGGCCGGGAGUGCGACGCUGAUCUCUGUGGGGAWUGUGGCGUGAUAGAUGUCCUGGAUCCAGUCCAUCGCCAUGACGAGACAAUCUUGAAAGGCCGGUGCCACAAUGCGAGCAUCCAGCGUGGGGUGCCCAGACAUACCAUACUCGGCAAAAGUGGAAUACAUGGCCUGGGUCUCUACGCUUGCGAAGACAUCAAGCACCACGAUUUUGUGGGAGAGUACAAAGGCGAGAUCAUCACCGAAGAGGAGGCUGAACGCCGGGGCGCAGUCUACGAACAUCAGAAGUUGAGCUACCUGUUCACGUUAAACAGGAAACAGGGGGUGGACAGCACCCUCUUCGGCAACAAGGUGCGAUUCAUCAACCACGCCUCUGAAAAGCAAGCCAAUAUCUACCCUCGAAUCAUCAUGGUCAACACCGUUUUCCGCAUCGCGCUGUACGGAGCACGGGACAUCAAGGCCGGUCAGGAACUGUUCUUUGAUUAUGGCCCGCAAUUCCCACAAGAUCAGCUCGGCUUUCCAAAAAGCAAAGCCAACAAGGAGAGGAAGGCAGCUCCUCAUGUCCGCAACAAAAACUUGAUUGCGGAGUUCGAUGAGAUCGGUGAGAGCGUCGAUAAGUUCGGCAACAGGCGAGCUGUAAAGACUGCUACUGCUGCUGGUGACAGGCGUGGCAAACUUGCGUCCAAGAGUUCUGGUUCUGGCCCUGGUGGUCACAGUAGCCGUGAACGAAGUCUCGUCGCUCGGAAGUCGACUGCGCUCCAGCCGCCGCCUAAACGCAGCGGUGUGCAAGCUAAUAGGUCACGAAGUGAUAGAUCUGCAGACCAUGAGCAGGCCAGGAACCCUUUCGAUGACAUGGACCUCGACGCUGGCCAACGUCUAUCGAGCUAUAACGUAGCCGAUGAAGAUGAUCGAGCGCCCGUUCUACCCAACGACGAUGACGACGAAGACUUUGAUCCACGGAGUGAGCGAAGCGGCGACGAUCGGGCUUUGGACGAGACCAGCUCGAUUGAUGGUGAUGAUGAGGACGAGGACGAUGAUGAGGUAGUUAUGCAUACUCGUCCGCGCAGCUCGCGUCGGCGUAGGUAG